UCGCGGCAGAGGUGCAUUACAGUGUCCACGCUUCUCAUGGCUGUCGGUGCGAGCGUAGACGCGUUAUUUUGGACUUACCUUCUGCCGACCGUUAUCCUUUCGGCGACUGGGGCCUCCGCUGACAUCGUCUGGACACCAAUUCUACCAUCAUCUUCUGACCAGAUAGACCUAUGGACGGUGUCAGCAACAGGCUGUCACUGCACGUCUCCUGACGGGGCCUCACGAGAUACGCCCGAUGUCAGCAACGGCCGAGGAUGCGCCUGUUGCGUCCCGCGCGUUGCGUGCCCGUGUGGUGUCAGCAACCCGCAUCGUUGCGCACAGUGCGGUCUGCAACAUCACUGCAACAAAAUGUGCAACGUGACCAUCGACGGAGGGUUGCUGAGUGUGAGUGCAGGCACCCUCGGGGGGUCGUUGUCGCCCCCCGCUGACCUCACGCCCCCCCUCCUCUGCUGGUACUCUUUGAGCGCCCCUCCUGGACACAGGGUUGAGAUCCAGCUGCACAGGCUCAUCCAUGUCGGGUCAUCCAUCAACGGCACCGCAUGUAGAGGAGGCUACGUCGAGCUGUCUGACGGAGAACGUCGUCUGCGAGAAGAGCUCGGGGGCGACGCAGAGCUCAACGUUCCUGAAGACGGACGUCGCUUAGAAGACGUCCACCGCCCUGAUGGUCACACCGCCGUCAAAAUCUGCGGACAAGACCAGCGUCUUCAUCCGCCAGCCGUCAUCUUCAGCGAUACCGGCCGUGCAACCGUCAUAUACAGCUUAUCUGUGAAACUUCAUACAUCCGAAUCGUGCGACUGGCUGUACGAAGACAUCCACUGCACAUCCGAGCGUCCGUGCCACCUAACAUCCCCCGGGCACCCUGGUCUCUACCCGCCCCACACGCGCUGUAAAUAUCUCUUCGCCAUGCGCUCAGCUGCCGCUACGGGAACACUGAGCUUUACAGUCAUGGACCUGCCUACAGGGUCCUGUAGCAGCAACUACAUCGCGCUGUAUGCCGGCACCUCGACGAGCAGCGCCCUCAUAGCAACGCUGUGCGGCACAGAGCAUCAGGUCGUCACCUUCUCGGGACCAAGCGUAUUGCUCGAGUUCAGAGCCAAUGACAGCAUAUCUCAAGUCUGCCGCUUCCAUCUGAGUGCUGAAUUGUUCGCGUGCGACUGGCUGUACGAAGACAUCCACUGCACAUCGGAGCGCCCAUGCCACCUAACGUCUCCCGGGCACCCUGGUCUCUACCCGCCACACACGCGCUGUGAUCUGAACGGUGCCAACUCUCGUGCCCCGAGUGAAUGUGUGCGCGUGUUCUGGGGCAAUGAAUCGUCGAGCGGCAACUUCGAUACAUCAACGUACAUCCCACACUCACCUACGCCACUAACUUAUUCUGUCAAAACUGAAGCUCCGUUAUCAACGAUGCCACCGAAGAAGAAGAAAAGGAAAAAUCGUCAUUCCGUGGAAAUUCCAUAUAAAGUUUCUUAUAAAAAUGUUUCGGUAGGUAAUGUUUUUGACAGCGGUGAGUCCUACAUUUCGAAUGGAAUAAAUUUUCCGCGGAGCACCAAGCUGCGAAGACAGUUGAAAUUUUUGGAUACUUACCUGGAGUCAUCUGAGGACACCAAAGAUGGUUUAGCGCCUGAUAAUCCUGUAAAACAUUGCACCCUUCGGUUCAUUGGCAGUCAAGACGAAGUUAUUCAGAUUUCCCUCUUCAAGUAUCAGCUCGGGGGCUGGAAAUGCUCCUCAGACGCUGCGAUAUACGACGGCAUCGCCGGAGAGACAGGAGACAACCUACUGCGCCACAUUUGUGGUCCCGUCACACGGGAACCUAAAGACGCAAACGAUAAUUUUCUUCAGCCUGAAUUGUUCACGUCGUCCGGUAGCGUCAUGGAGGUGCACCUCAAGUUCGGUCCCGGGACCGAUCCUCAUCGUCAGUUUCUGGCUGGGGCUUAUCAGUUCCACAAUUCACACAUGUCGGGAACAAAGAAACCUAACAGCGCGUGCGAUGUGAUGUUCUACGGAGCCGCAAGCUCGUCAAGGGGCAAAAUCCAGCAGCCUGGAGCGUCGCUGCUCUGGAACAUGGAAGGUCCUUUGUCGUGCAGCUACCUCAUGGUGCCCGCUGUCAAUCAGUCACUCACUCUCGUGUUGCAUGCCAUGGCUGGAGUGCGGGGAUCACGUCACUGUGCCACGUAUUGUGGCUCCGAGGGGUGCCAGUGUCAGCCCACCCAGUUACCCCUCUCGCAGGUCGACCAUCUGCUCUUCUUGGACACCAAACUGCAGCGCAUCAUCGGGUGUCUCUGUGGAGACGUGCAGCUGCUACCACCCAUGCGGUUGCGCUCGACUGGAGGGGUUGAAGUGAGGUAUCACCUCGGCCACUACUCGUGGCUCAGCCCAGGCUUCAACUUCACCCUGGAAUAUGCCUUCCCCCCGCCUACCGUGUGUGGUCAGCUCUUCCAUAACACUCCUGCAGGUUUGCUCGUUCCUCCUUCGGAUGACAGCGUACCGAGCUCUACAUUCCUGCACACCAACUGCCCUUGGGUGAUCGAAAUACCAAUCGAUGUCGUCCUUACGGUCAUCGUCCAGCCGCCCACCAAUGGAUCGUGCACCACUUGGAACCUAACUAUCGGGGCCUUCACCCGCGCUGGUGGUUGGCAAGGCAUGGGUGAGGUGUGCGGGGGCGGCAUACGGCGACAGUUUACCUACCGCGCCGACCACAGCGCUGCCGCAGUCACGUGA
Hyalella azteca is the source of this 2718-nucleotide messenger RNA. RefSeq lists its product as uncharacterized. The coding region runs from base 37 to 2718 and encodes 893 amino acids. Lineage: Eukaryota; Metazoa; Arthropoda; Malacostraca; Amphipoda; Hyalellidae. Gene Ontology annotation, cellular component: plasma membrane. The record is from RefSeq and is a predicted model, not a curated record. The transcript has 16 exons.